AUGCCCACAACAGCACCCACACGGACUUUUCGAGUAGCCCUGGAGGCAUACGACGCCUCUGCAGGCGUCCUCGUGCCAGGCCUUGGCCUCGGUUCGGCGGUGCUGAACCCCUUUGAGCAUCCGCCCCUCGACUUCGUCCACGAUCCUUACCUAGGAGUCGACGACGACGACGAGGACCAGGUCUCGUCCCUCUCUUUCGGAUUCUCCUCCGACUUCACGCCAGACUUUGGCCUCGGCCCCGACGCCGACGCCGCAUCCAACUCGGAAUCGGCAUCGUCUUAUCUCGGGAAUCACCAUCACCACCACCACCAUCAUCAUCACCAGCAACAAAGUUACCACCAGCAGCACUACCACCACCACGCCAAUAUGAAUUUGCCUAGUUCCCACAUCCCGCCCCGCCGCAGCGCGAGCAUCCACUCCCUCACACCAUCGCGCGACCUCCUCGUGAAGCCCAAAUCCCCAGAGAAAGCCGCCGCAGCCGCCGCCGCGACGGCUACCAAGUCAAAACGAGUGCGGACGGGCUGUCUAACGUACGUGCAGGUCAAGAAGCCGCCGUAUAUGCCGCCCACGGUGGAGUGGUCAGUCCAAUUCCAAGAUGAGUCGCGGCAGAUCGCCUCAGAGUACGUCGGAGGCCUCGGCCGGUACGCUCAUCUCGAUAAAAAGGCCGUUGUCGCCGCUCCGCCGCGGCACCUGGGCCACCUAGAGCCGACCCUCCGGCACCAGAGUCACCUCCUCCCACACGCGAGAGCCAGCGGCCCAGACGCCUCCAUCUCACCGAGGACUCACCUCCUUCACCACCCUCCGGCGCCACCACCACCGCCGCCCCCGAUGUACAGCCACCACCCGUACCAUCGCGAGCCUCCCCCACGAGGCGCCGUCGAGCCGUCGGCCUACCCGCGCCGCGAGAGCGACCCCGCCUACCUCACCCCCCAGAACUCGGGUUACCCGGCGCCUCACCACCCCUACAGCCUGCACGAGCACUUCACCUCCUACCGAGACAGCGGCGGCGGCGGCAUCGGCAGCCGCACCCACGGCCACCGCGACAGCGACACCUCGAGCGCCGCCUCCAUCGUCCCUCAACCCACCGCGCCGCCCCCGAGUUACCGCAGCAGUGCCGCCGCCGCCAACCCUCUGGCUCCAGACGGCAUGAUGACCCCGCCGCCGAGCGAAAAGGCCACCGCGGGCGAGAGGGAGUACCUCAACUCCCCCGAAGAGAUCCUCUACAUGCAAGUCUUUGUCGAAGAGGUCGGCGUCUGGAUGGACUCGCUCGACAAGGAGAAGCACUUUUCCCGGCUGAUCCCCUACCACGCCCUCAAAUCCCCGAUGCUCCUCAACGCCUUCCUCGCCUGCGGCGUAAAGCACCUCACGCUCGUCAACCCGGCCUACGAGGACGACAAGGCCCUCUUCUACUACGACACGGCCACCACCCUGCUCCUCCGCAGCCUGCAGAACCCGGACCGCAACACGGGCGAGUGCGCCACCACGGCCGUCGUCCUCAACGUUUACGAAAUCAUGUCCGAGAAGCCCGCCCAGCGCAUGAACCACAUCGCCGGCGCCCGCGCGCUGAUUCGCGAGUGUAAAUGGGACGCCCGGUCGUCCGGCAUCGGCGCCGCGUGCUUCUGGCUCAAUAUCGGCAUGGAGGUGCUCUCGUGCCUGGCGUUUAACUGGCAGACGUCGUGGGAUCCGGACCAGUGGGGUCUGAACAUGGAUUUUGCCAGCGACGGCGGUCGGGCCGGUGGUGCGGCAGCGGCAGCGGCAGCGGCGUCGAGGUCCGGGGACGGCUUCGGUCAGGAGGAGGUCUGGGUGCACCGGAUCCUGUAUAUUGUGGCAAAGAUUACAAACUUCCGCGCCACCAUCCCGCGGUUCCAGGAGCCGAGCCCGCACGACGAACAGAUCCGGUUGGGGAACCGGCUGCAGCAGUGGCAGGAUCUCAAGCGGCUGUGCGACAAGUGGAACAACGCGUGCCCGAGGACGAUGCACCCGUUUGGCUACCUCUACCCCUCGCAAACGAACUCAAAGUCCGCUUUCCCCAACGUCUGGCUCAUCAAACGCGCCGCCAUCAUCGGCCGCCUCUUCUACCACACAGCCCAGUGCCUCCUCGCGCAGACGAACCCAAUGGAACCAGGCAAAGCCUCGGAGGAAAUGCGCGCCCUCCAGCUCCACCACGCCCACCAGGUCUGCGGCAUCGUCGCCCACACAAAGGACCGUGGCGUCGCCUCCGUCGCCAUCCGCUCCCUCGCCAUCGCCUCCGCCGUCCUCACCGAUCCCCGCGAGCAGGAAGAAGUCCUCGAGAUCCUCAACAAGAUCCACGCCGAGAGCGGCUGGCGCCUAGGCAGCAUCCACGGCGAGCUCAAGAGGGCGUGGGGUUGGCCCAGUCCCGCGCCCUCGCACGCGUCCGUGCCGGGUGUUCUCGGAGAGCAUCGAGGUUCCCUCGGCGGCGGCGGCUACGGCGGGAGGUCCGGCCCGCCCGGGAACCCGCCGGCCAUGGCGACGUCCAGCGCACCGUCUGCGUCGAACGCCGCUUCUUCGGCGCCGAUGAAGUCGCUCGUGAACCCCCUCUCGUAUGCGGACUUUAGCCUGCCGAAUGCCCCGUACAAAGACUGGUGGCGGCCGCCUAAUCGGAACGACUCAUACGGCUACCAGGCUUUCCCGUGA
Molecule: messenger RNA, 2655 nt
Organism: Colletotrichum orchidophilum
Lineage: Eukaryota; Fungi; Ascomycota; Sordariomycetes; Glomerellales; Glomerellaceae
Exons: 5
Coding region: 1-2655 (884 amino acids)
Biological process (GO): positive regulation of transcription by RNA polymerase II
Cellular component (GO): nucleus
Molecular function (GO): transcription cis-regulatory region binding; DNA-binding transcription factor activity
Source: RefSeq, a predicted model, not a curated record